Molecule: messenger RNA, 711 nt
Organism: Aspergillus melleus
Lineage: Eukaryota; Fungi; Ascomycota; Eurotiomycetes; Eurotiales; Aspergillaceae
Exons: 1
Coding region: 1-711 (236 amino acids)
Source: RefSeq, a predicted model, not a curated record
AUGAAUGCUACCGAAGAUCUCGGAUGGCUAGAUUCUCCACACGCCUUAGAUGCCUCUGUCGAGCGAUUGAAGACUGUUAAGGCCCUGGGGAUUGAUGCUGGAGUCGACUUUCACGGUAGGGUACACAAGGCCAUGGCACUACAGCUCGCGCACAAACUCACACCGCACGAGCCGUUGUUCAUCGAAGAGCCACUGCUUUCCGAACACCCUGAAUCGAUAUCCGCCCUGUCAAAACUUGUGCCAAUUCCCAUCGCUCUUGGGGAGCGACUACAUAGCCGAUGGGACAUCAAGCCGUUCCUUGAGUCCGCAUCAGUGAGCAUUUUACAGCCAGAUAUCUGCCAUGUUGGAGGCAUCUCUGAGCUUCGGAGAAUGGCGACAAUGGCGGAAGCAUACGACGUGGCAUUGGCUCCUCAUUGCCCCUUGGGUCCAAUCGCCCUUGCAGCCAAUAUUCAAGUGGACGCUGUUAGUGCCAAUUUUGCGAUCCAAGAAAUGAGCCUGGGCAUUCAUUACAAUGCGGGCUCGGCAGACAUCGAAACGUACAUCAAGAACCCGGAGGUGUGGAAUGUACAGGACGGACUGAUUGACUUGAUGACUGGGCCUGGCUUAGGAAUUGAAAUUGACGAAGAGAAGGUCAGGGCAGCUUCGGUGAAUGCAGUCGCAUGGCGGAGUCCAGCAUUCCGGGGACCGGGAGGAGAAUGGCGGGAGUGGUAG